ACUUUUUUCUUCUCCAUCGAUUGAAUCCAAUCUCCACCGUUGAAGUCCCCAGAAGCUUCAAUUUGACGGUGACCCAUCUUCAAUUUCUACGUUAAUUGAAUCAGCUGAAAAGUAGUUGUUGAUGUUGUAGAGAUAGAGAGAGAAAAAGGCUCUUUGAUUUGUGUCUUGGAGGCAAAGAAUUUCAACAAAAUCAUCAGAAAAGUCUUUGAUCGGAAGUGGUUUAAGUGUUGGUGGUAAGUAUGAAUGCGGUGGGAAGACAUGGGCAGAGAUCCGGUUCAUCGGGAGCUCAUCAUCAGCGUCAGUACUCCGAUAACUUUUUGGAGGUCACUUCUUCUUCAUCUAACGGCCGAUGGCUGCAAUCUGCCGGUCUUCAGCACCUCCAGCAACCGUCUUCGAAUACUUCUUCUUCUCAGGAUUUUGGCUACUAUGGUGGUGGUGGUGGAGCUCAAGGUACGAGAAUGUACAACAAUAAUAGGAAUGUUAGUGCACAGAGGUCGUUAAGCGGAGGGACUGAUUUAUUUGCUGAGCCUUUGACACCGCCGGGACGCCAGAAAAAGCACGUUGGUGGUGGCGAUGACCCCAAUGGCUUCAGUCCUGGUCUCUUAGAUCUACAUUCCUUUGAUACGGAGCUUAUUUCUGAGGUGCCGGUAGCUGGAACUUAUGGUGCUCCAAUGUACAACUCUACUCGUGGCAGGAGCUUUGAUGAUGCAGAACCAUAUUUUGGGAAUAGCAAACAGACGGGUAAAGCUCGAGGUGUCCCUGAUAACAACAUUUUGAAAAGUUUUGCUUCAGAAAAAGAGAAGACAAGCUCUGUUGCAAAGAUCAAAGUUGUGGUGCGUAAGAGACCCUUAAACAAAAAGGAGUUGGCAAAGAAUGAGGAAGAUAUCAUCACUACACAGAGCCAUGCCAAUUCCCUUACGGUUCAUGAGACAAAACUUAAGGUAGAUUUGACAGAAUACAUGGAAAAGCAUGAAUUUGUUUUUGAUGCAGUACUAAACGAGGAGGUCUCUAAUGAUGAGGUUUAUCGCGAAACUGUUGAGCCCAUUGUUCCAAUAAUUUUCCAACGUACUAAAGCUACUUGCUUUGCAUAUGGACAAACAGGAAGUGGAAAGACUUUCACAAUGAAACCGUUACCUCUUAAAGCAUCUCGGGAUAUCUUGAGGCUGGUGAACCAUACCUAUCGCAGCCAAGGUUUUUAUUUGUAUUUCAGCUUCUUUGAGAUAUACGGUGGGAAACUUUAUGAUCUCCUUAACGACAGAAAAAAAUUGUGCAUGAGAGAGGAUGGUAAACAACAAGUAUGCAUUGUGGGUUUGCAAGAAUAUAGAGUCUCGGAUGUGGAAACAAUCAAGGAGUUCAUAGAAAGAGGGAAUGCAACAAGAAGUACUGGCACGACUGGUGCCAAUGAAGAAUCUUCCCGAUCACAUGCCAUACUUCAACUCGUCAUCAAAAGAUCUGUUGAUGGAAGCGAAUCUAAACCUCCGCGAGUUGUUGGCAAACUCUCAUUCAUUGAUCUUGCUGGAAGUGAACGCGGUGCAGACACAACAGAUAAUGAUAAGCAAACAAGAAUGGAAGGUGCAGAGAUUAAUAAAAGCUUGCUUGCCUUGAAGGAAUGCAUAAGAGCUCUUGAUAAUGACCAGGGUCAUAUUCCUUUUCGAGGCAGUAAAUUAACUGAAGUUUUGAGGGAUUCGUUUGUUGGAAAUUCUCGAACUGUUAUGAUAUCUUGCAUUUCACCAAAUGCUGGAUCAUGUGAGCAUACGCUCAAUACCUUGCGAUAUGCUGACAGGGUCAAAAGCCUCUCAAAAGGCAACAAGAAAGAUGCGAUAUCUUCGACUCUAAACGUGAAGGAAUCAAUGUCAGUGCCAUUAUCUUCCGUGUUGCCCCCGGUUUCACCCUAUGAUGAUGGUAUGGUUGAUUCAUAUCCCGAACAAGCCGAUGAAGAUGAUUACGACACUACCGAAGAGUUCUAUGAAACCGAGCAGCCAUCAUGGAAGAAUAAUGCAAAAGCUGAGGCAUACGGCUCGUUAAACGGUCAAGAUAAGAGCCGGAGAAUCAAUGUUCAAACAAAAUUAAAGGAGCCACCGAAACCUGACUCAAGAAACUGGAAUCAGGAUGAUGAUUUGAAUGCCCUUUUAAAGGAGGAGGAAGAUCUUGUGAAUGCUCAUCGGAAACAAGUGGAGGAUACCAUGGAUAUCGUUAGAGUGGAGAUGAAGCUAUUGGUGGAGGCAGACGAACCAGGAAACCAGUUAGAUGAGUAUAUACAAAAAUUGAACACAAUCUUGGCUCAGAAGGCUGCAGCCAUUCAGCAACUACAGAACCGCUUGGCUCACUUUCAAAAGCGACUUAGGGAGCAUGAUGUUUUAGUGUCAUCUGGUCUUUAAAUGGUAUUCCAGCCAAGCCAAGCCAAGCCAAGCCAGCCAUUUAUGAUUUGGUCAAAAUGUAAAGCUAUCUGACCUUCUUGGUUAUGGCCAUAUGCCAAUCUUUGUCAUUCAUUAUUGUAAACCCAUGCUGCUGCUUUGAUAAAAAUGAUUCAUUUUC
Molecule: messenger RNA, 2535 nt
Organism: Cynara cardunculus var. scolymus (artichoke)
Lineage: Eukaryota; Viridiplantae; Streptophyta; Magnoliopsida; Asterales; Asteraceae
Product: kinesin-like protein KIN-13B
Exons: 12
Coding region: 240-2378 (712 amino acids)
Biological process (GO): microtubule-based movement
Molecular function (GO): ATP binding; microtubule binding; microtubule motor activity
Source: RefSeq, a predicted model, not a curated record